This is a messenger RNA of Juglans regia (Persian walnut), 1122 nucleotides long. RefSeq lists its product as uncharacterized. The transcript has 2 exons. The coding region runs from base 1 to 1122 and encodes 373 amino acids. The record is from RefSeq and is a predicted model, not a curated record. NCBI's taxonomy places the organism in Eukaryota, Viridiplantae, Streptophyta, Magnoliopsida, Fagales, Juglandaceae. Gene Ontology annotation, molecular function: DNA helicase activity. Gene Ontology annotation, biological process: telomere maintenance; DNA repair.
AUGACUUUCCGAGCAAAUGAAGAUCUAAUUAACGUUAUCAGUUUAGAUCGUUCCAGAAAAUCGAUGUUAACAGAAUUUUUUGCAUUAAAUCGAGUAGAUGAUAAUGCAAAGAGAUUACUGUAUAAAGAAUUUCCGGAAUAUUAUGUUUGGAACCAACAAUACAAAGAGUGGACUCCUCGGAAAAAGAAAACCGUUAUAGGUCGUAUUGUUACAGCAAAUCCGUUUGAAGGCGAGAGAUAUUAUCUGCGGAUAUUACUAAACCAUAUAAGAGGACCUUUGUCCUUUGAAGAUCUUAGAACAAUUGAUGGUGUUGUGUCCCCAACAUUUCGCGAAGCAGCAACAAUGCAUGGUUUGCUACAGAGAGACAGUAGCUUAGAAGAUUGUUUACAAGAAGCAUCUCUGUAUCAAAUGUCAUCCAAUUUUAGACGAUUAUUUGCAACAAUAUUGGUUUAUUGUAAUCCAACCAAUCCCAGGGAACUAUGGGAACGUUUUGAGCAAGACAUGUCAGUUGAUUUCAAAUCAACAGAAAAUUCUAUAUCAAAUUUUAGAGAAAUCGAUGAUGAAUUGGCUGUUGAAAUUCCAGAAGAAGAUAUUGCCGCAUCAGAAUUUCUUAACAGUGAACAAAAACAUGUCUAUAAUGUAGUGCUGGAAAAAGUAUUUGCAAACCAAAAUACUGCAUUCUUUGUAGAUGGCCCGGCUGGUACAGGGAAAACAUUCUUAUACAAGGCACUUCUCACAACAGUACGAUCAAGAAAAUUGGUAACACUUGCAACUGCUUCAUCAGGUGUUGCAGCAUCUAUUCUUCCGGGAGGUCGAACGGCACACUCACGUUUCAAGCUUCCACUUGAUACUGACAAAAAAAGCACGUGUUGUGUCAGCAAACAAAGUGCACUGGCAAACCUACUUCGUUCAGCAAAACUAAUAAUAUGGGAUGAGGCUCCAAUGACAAGAAAACAACACAUCGAAGUAUUAGAUAAAAUGCUACGAAACAUCAAUGAUUCGGAUGUAACAUUCGGUGGAAAGGUUGUUGUUUUCGACAGGUUUUACCAGUGGUUCGCAAAGGAACGAGACAAGAACAUGUUACUUCCAGUUUGGUUUAUUCGUAUUUGUGGCCUACAUUGA